Molecule: messenger RNA, 1605 nt
Organism: Contarinia nasturtii (swede midge)
Lineage: Eukaryota; Metazoa; Arthropoda; Insecta; Diptera; Cecidomyiidae
Product: atlastin-like
Exons: 5
Coding region: 1-1605 (534 amino acids)
Molecular function (GO): GTP binding; GTPase activity
Source: RefSeq, a predicted model, not a curated record
AUGGUAUUCGGUUCAUUAAACAUUGCCAUACUAUUCGUAGUUGGUGUUUUUGGCCAUAAUAGUUAUGCUGAUCAGAUUGAUUCUGGGCAAGCUAUUCAAAUUUUUGGCCCAACUGCAAACCAAACAUUCGAAUUGAAGCUUGAAACGUUGAAUGAAGCACUAGAGCAAAAUGGCAUUAAAGAUCGUGAAAUUGUGGUCGUUUCAGUCGUUGGAGCAACACGAACGGGAAAGUCCUUUCUCAUAAACAUCAUAAUGAAAUAUUUAUACGCUCAGUAUAAAACUCAUGAUGUAUUGGAUUGGUUGGAAGAGGGAAACGAUGGCAGCAUACGGAAAUAUCUCGAAUAUAAGGAUGGAACUAAAGCUCACACAAAAGGAAUAUGGAUGUGGUCGGAGAUUUUCACCUACGAUUCCAAUAAUGGUGAUAAAUUGGCAAUAGUUCUAGUCGAUACACAGGGACUUUUCGAUCAUGAGAGCGACUCAAAACUUGUUUCAACCAUUUUUGCUCUGAAUAUGAUGAUCUCUUCGGUUUUGUGUUACAAUAUAAAAGGAAACGUUCUAGAAGAUCAUUUAACACAGUUGAAGGACUUUACCGAUUUUGCUCGCUAUGUAGAACGUGAACGAGAAGCCAGUGCAAACGAAAAGCCUUUUCAAAAGCUGCUAUUCAUUUUACGAGAUUGGCAAUUUGUUAAAGAUCAUAACUUUGGACAUCAAGGUGGAAAAGAUUACAUAAAUGAAGAAGUUCUAAAAGAAACGUCUGCACAAACACACGGGAUGAAAGAAUUGAGAGCAGAUAUAAAAGAGAGUUUUGGACAAAUUGACGGAUUUCUAAUGCCAAGUCCAGGCGGUAAGGUUUUGAGUGGUUUUUCGUCUGGUAAAGUUUCCGAUAUAUCUGAAACCUUCAGAACAAGUCUGAAAGAACUGGUUAAGGUUCUUUUCCAUCCAGACAUGCUCAUUGUUAAAGAGGUCAAUGGAAAAAAAUUGAAGAUAAAAGAAUGGUUGGACUACCUGCAAGUAUAUGCACAGACAUUCCAAAGCGCUUCAUCCAGCCAAUUUAUUGAAAUGUUCAAGGCUGGUGAAAAGUGGUUUAAUAAUAAUUUGGCCGACAAGUCAUUGAAAGAUUAUGUAGAAUCAAUGAAAAGUUCAUUGAAAAAUCAUUCAUCAUAUUUGACUGAUCAAGAACUAGACAAGCUGCACCAGGAUAAUAAAGUAAAAUUUUUAGAACAGUUCGAGCAAUCACCAAAAUAUGGGCGCCCUGAAAGAGCAUACCCUGCUAAAGAGAAAUUAGAUCGGGAGAUUGAAGAAAAUUUCAAUACAUUCAAGGCAGAUAAUUUGGAGAAAAAAAAUACCUUUGAGAUAAAAGCCAAUUUAAUUAACAAAAAUUUAGUUAAUAAUUUAACUACAGAGUUUGAGAAUUAUGUUACAACUAAAGUUGAAGACACAAUGUCAGAAUUGGACAAAUCAUUCCUUGAUACUUUGGCAACUGAUUUUCUAGAUAAAAAGAAUUCGAUUUUGCAAAAGGUAAUUCAAAGCUAUGGAGCCCAUUAUACUAAAGAGUUUAAUAAGACCAGUUACUACUUGAAUUCAUAUGAUUUUCGAUCAGAGUGA